AUGAAUUCUUUCUUCAUUAAUUUCUGUUUAUCUGUCUCUCUCUCUCUCUCUCUCACACAUUUAUUCUCUCUUCUUCAGUUUCUACUCUUUCUCUUGCACUAUCUUUUUUAUUAUAAAUUCUCUUCUUGUCCUCUUUUCAAUUUCUUUUUCUUCUCUCUCUCUGGCUCUUUUGUUUCUUCUGUCUCUCUUUUGAUUUCCUUCUCUUUUCUUGCACUAUCUUUUGUCAUUGGUUUCUUCUGUCUCUUUUUCUUUAUAAUUUCUACCUUCUUCUUCUUUUUUUCUCUUCUUAGAAAUAUAAUACUCUUUUUAUUUCUUUUCUCUUCUUCAGCUUUUGUUUCUUCUGUUCCUUUUGAUCUUUGUUUCUUCUGUCUCUCUUUUGAUGUAUUUUUUCAUCUAAUUCUCUUCCUUUUCUCUCCUAAUAUAUUCUCUCUUCUUCAGUUCCUUCUCUUUCUCUUGCACUAUCUUUUGACUUUUAAAAAACCUCUCAUUGGUUUCUUCUGUCUCUUUUCACUUUAUAAUUUCUACCUUCUUCAUUCUCUCUUUUUCUUCUUAGAAAUAUAUAGUCACUCUUUUCAAUUUCUUUUUCUCUCUCUCUGGCUAGCUUUUUUCUUCUGUCUCUCUUUUGAUGUAUUUUUUCAUCUAAUUCUCUUCCUUUUCUCUCCUAAUAUAUUCUCUCUUCUUCAGUUCCCUCUUUCUCUUGCACUAUCUUUUUUGACUUUUAAAAACCUCUCAUUGGUUUCUUCUAAAUAUAUAGUCACUCUUUUCAAUUUCUUUUCUCUCUCUCUCUGGCUAGCUUUGUUUUCUUCUGUCUCUCUUUUGAUGUAUUUUUCAUCUAAUUCUCUUCCUUUUUCUCCUAAUAUAUUCUCUCUUCUUCAGUUCCUUCUCUUUCUCUUGCACUAUCUUUUGACUUUUAAAAACCUCUCAUUGGUUUCUUCUGUCUCUCUUUCACUUUAUAAUUUCUACCUUCUUCAUUCUCUCUUUUUUCUCUUCUUAGAAAUAUAUAGUCACUCUUUUCAAUUUCUUUUUUCUCUCUCUCUGGCUAGCUUUGUUUCUUCUGUCUCUCUUUUGAUGUAUUUUUCAUCUAAUUCUCUUCCUUUUCUCCUAAUAUAUCUCUCUUCUUCAGUUCCUUCUCUUUCUCUUGCACUAUCUUUUGACUUUUAA
Molecule: messenger RNA, 1161 nt
Organism: Acanthosepion pharaonis
Lineage: Eukaryota; Metazoa; Mollusca; Cephalopoda; Sepiida; Sepiidae
Source: the annotation of a GenBank genome assembly